AUGCCUGAGGUUUGCACUGCUCCAGCUGUGUUUCUGCUCCUCCUCCCUCUGUGUGCCUGGGUGGGAUGGGGGUGUCCAAGGGAAGCGUUUCUCCCGUUUCAGAAAGUGCCAGGAACCUCUGUGCCCGUGGGGUCAGACCCCGUGCCCCGGCAGCCUGAGCCCUCUCUGGGUGCCCAGCUGUGCCCCCGGGAGCAGUCAGGGAGGAGCUGUGGGCGCUGGGAAUGCAGCCCCGGGCAUGCAGCAGGGCACGGCAGUGAGUGCUGGGGAAAGGGAGAGCAGUUCCUCAGGCGGGCAUCAGCGGGGGAGCUGCAGAGCCAACAUCUCCCAUGGGAGCCAGGGCCCCUCUCUGGCUCCCAGCCUCACAAACAUCCUGGUCUUGGCCCCGUGCCCCUGCAGGGACGGCUCUUGGUGCUCCGACACAAGUGCCAGUGUUUAUAUGGAUCCCACGGCCCCUCCCGCCCACCUCUCCCUCCUCCCAGUCGUGUCUCACCGCCUCCCUCAGCCCCCUCUGCCUUAGUCAGCUCUGCCUUGUUUUGCUCCAAAAGCCUGAACGUUUUGCACUCGAAUAUAAAAAGUUACUCUCAGAGCUCAGCAGGCUGUACCAGGUGUGCAGCCCCGCCAGCAAUAGGUGCUUCCACAUCUCCUGUUUGCAGCAAUACCUGUUCUGUUCCCAGCAAUACCUGUCCUACUGCCUCAUCUCCUAUUCCAAAUACCUGUUCUGUUCCCAGCAAUACCUGUUCUGUUCCCCCAUCUCCUGUUCCCAGCAAUACCUGUCCUACUCCCUCAUCUCCUAUUCCAAAUACCUGUUCUGUUCCAGCAAUACCUGUUCUGUUCCAGCAAUACCUGUUCUGUUCCCCCAUCUCCUGUUCCCAGCAAUACCUGUUCCCUCCUUUCCUGCCUUUCCAGCAGCAGGUGCUUUGACAUCUCCUGCCUUUCCAGCUAUAGGUGCUUCCACAUUUCUUGCCUUUCUAGCAAUACCUGUUCUGUUCCCUCACCUCCUGCCCUUGCAGCAAUGGGUGUUUCCAUACCUCCUGCCUUUCCAGCAAUACCUGCUCCUUCCAUCUCCUGCCUUUCCAAGAAUACCUGUUCCCUCAUCUCCUGCCUUUCCAGCAAUACCUGCUCCUUCCAUCUCCUGCCUUUCCAGGAAUACUUGUUCCUUUCCCUCACCUCCUGCCUUUCCAGCAAUGGGUGCUUCCAUAGCUCCCAUUUCCAAGCAAUAUCUGCUCUUUCCAUCUCCAGCCUUUCCAGGAAUACCUGUUCCUCCUCUCCUGCCUUUCCAGCAACAGGUGCUUCCACAUUUCUUGCCUUUCUAGCAAUACCUGUUCUGUUCCCUCACCUCCUGCCCUUGCAGCAAUGGGUGUUUCCAUACCUCCCUGCCUUUCCAGCAAUACCUGCUCCCUCAUCUCUUGCCUUUCCAGGAAUACCUGUUCUGUUCCUUCACCGUACAUGCCUUUCCAGCAAUGGGCGCUUCCACAGCUCCCAUUUCCAAGCAAUAUCUGCUCUUUCCAUCUCCUGCCUUUCCAGCAAUGCCUGUUCCUCACCUCCAGCCUUUCAGCAAUUCCUGUUCUAUUCCCUCAUCUGCCUUUCCAUCAAUGGGUGCUUCCACACCUCUUGCCUUUCUAGCAAUACCUGUUCUGUUCCCUCAUCUCCUUCCCUUGCAGCAGUGGGUGUUUCCACAUCACCUGCCCUUGCAGCAGUUCCUGUUCUGUUCCCUCACCUCCAGCCUUUCAGCAAUAGGUGUUUCCACAUCUCCUGCCUUUCCAGGAGUAGCUGUUCUGUUCACCCUCAUCUCCUGCCCUUGCAGCAAUAGGUGUUCCCUCAUCUCCAGUCUUUCCAGGGAAUACCUGUUCCCUCAUCCCCAGCCUUCCCAGCAGUACCUGCUCCUUCCAUCUCCAGCCUUUCCAGCAAUCCCUGCUCCCCCAUCUCCCGGUGUGCAGCAAUCCCUGCCCCUCCCAGGGGCAGGAGCCCAGGUGUGCAGGGCUCCCUGGGUGCUGCACAGUGUGGAGCAGUGAUGGGUGCUCUGUGUCUGUCCCCCAGAGUUCAGCAGGUCCCUCCCUGUGCUUGGGACAGGUGUCCUACAGAUGCUCCUGUCUCUGUUCUGUGUUUCCCCACCCUCUGGGCUGAAGCUCUGGGGUUUCCCCCUCAGCACACAGAUUUGGUUCUGUGCACAAGGGCAGCACAGCAGCCCUGCAGUGGGGUCUGUGGUGGUGCUGGUGUUAAACCUCCACCUUCCCAAGGCAAUGGUUCUGAGGACCUAAAUGCUUCCCCAGAGAGGGAGGGGAUGAGGAAGAGAACUGGGGAAAUGCUCUCAAGUUGCCCAUCUGGGAUUUAUCUCCGUGCUCAGUGACUGAAUCUGCUGUUUAGUGAUUUACUUGGGCUCCCAGGGGCAGGAGCAGCGUUCCUGCUCCACGUCCUGGCUGUGCCCUGAGCUCUGUCCCUCUCUGCUGAGCCCCAGCACUCCCCCAGGGUGUUCUGGGCCAGCAGCAACCUCUCCUGUUCUGUUUCAAGCCCAGCCAUAACACCCCCUGUGGUUUUGCCUUUCUCCUGGCGUUUGUUUUCCACUCCUGAGCUGUUCCCCCGAGGCUGCAGCAGGGUGCUGUGCUCUGCCUUGCUGCCAGCCCACAGCUGGGCUCUUGCUUCGCCCCACAGCUUGGGCCAUUUCUUUUCCCCUUGCCUGGUCCUGCUGGCCACGUGUGGGCCAGGAGAGCCACCAAGGUUUGUCCUCAAACUGGAACAGACCUGAGGGAUGUGGAUUCUCCGCUGUGAUGUAGACUCAGCCUUGUCUGGGGGGGAGCCCCCAGUUUGGGGUUAAAAACCUGGAAAAGCAUCCCCAGGUGGGAGAAGUGUGGGGUUUGGAGUUGUUGGUUUCCCUCUCUUCACGUCGCAGGAAGUGGGUUCUGUGUGUCUCAUGUUUUAAAGAGUUGCAACUAAUGUUUAUAAAGAGCUUGUUAUUUACGUUUUAAGCACUUUAAAAAAAAAAUAAAAGUUGUUCAAGCUGUU
Messenger RNA from Haemorhous mexicanus (house finch), 3000 nucleotides. RefSeq lists its product as uncharacterized. The record is from RefSeq and is a predicted model, not a curated record. The coding region runs from base 1 to 921 and encodes 306 amino acids. The transcript has 2 exons. Lineage: Eukaryota; Metazoa; Chordata; Aves; Passeriformes; Fringillidae.